Molecule: messenger RNA, 5413 nt
Organism: Cherax quadricarinatus
Lineage: Eukaryota; Metazoa; Arthropoda; Malacostraca; Decapoda; Parastacidae
Source: RefSeq, a predicted model, not a curated record
UAUGAUCAACCGCAUGCAUACUAUGGAGUAUUUGAUGGUCAUGCUGGCAUAGAUGCAGCUGUAUACAGUGCUGCUCAUCUACAUCAGUACAUGAUUCAGAACCCACAAUAUGAGAUGAACCCAGAAGCAGCACUCAAACACGCUUUCCACAUAACCGACACAAAUUUUGUCAAGAAAGCCAGCAAAGAGAAGUUGAAGGGUGGAACCACUGCAGUGGUGGCGCUGGUGAGGGAGAAGAGGCUGGUGGUAGCCUGGCUGGGAGACUCCCAGGCCCUGCUGGUGCGUAGGAGACACCCACUCAGGAUGGUUGAACCUCACAAACCUGAGCUCCCUCUUGAACGUGAACGUGUGGAGGAGAUGGGUGGAUGUGUCAUCAACAUCCAGGGAACGUGGAGAGUCUUGGGUCAGCUGGCUGUCUCCAGGGCUAUAGGUGACCGGGAAUACAAACCGUACGUGUCGUCAGAGUGCGAUAUCAAGUCCCUGGAGAUUGAAGGUGACGAGGACUUCCUCAUUCUGGCUUGUGACGGCCUCUGGGACACACUCACCCCAGAGGCUGCAGUCAAUGUCGUCUACGCUUACCUCACCCACAAUGACGGUGACACAGAGGGUGUAGGUCGGUGUCUGGUUGAAGCAGCACGUAACAAGGGUUCUGAAGACAACAUCACCGCUGUAGUGGUGUUCCUGCGUCCAGUAGCAACACUCAUGGAGGAGGAGGCUCAACGUCUUGCCCAGGGCCAGGUGCCCGACCCUGUGCCCGCCGUCGUUUUGUCCAAGGACUCAACCCCAUCGUCCAUCAAUGCCAUCUUCUCUCCUCCCAUCAACCAGUUCGAGUACAACUCUCCCACAAUCCCCACCUACAACCCCUUCGAAACAGAGAGCCCCCUGGGGGAGGCCUAUAACGAGUACAACAUGGAGACUGAGGCUGCUGCUGCUCCCACCUCCCUGGAGUUCAAGCACGGGGAGGAACCCAUGGAAGGCAGUGAGGCUCCGCAGGUGGGUGCCCACGACUCUGAUUCUGACGAAGCUGCUGCUGCCGCUGCAGGAGCCCAGGGUGUGGCCCAGCCCUUCAACCUGCACGAUGCACCCACACCCACCGCUGAGGAAGUUGAUGCAGCACUGGCUGAACUUGACAGCAUCCCAGACGGUGUUUGUGAAUCUGGUGACGUAGAAGAGGAAGAAGAGGAAGAGGAGGAGUGGUCUUAUUAUCGUAUGGAACCACAGACUCAGCCACAGAGUGAAGACGUACUGGUUCCAGGCAGUGCUGCAGCUGCUUUGCAGCCAAGCGAAGCAAUUUCACAAGCAGCUGAUAAGGUAGAUGAUCAGGAUUCUCUGAUUGUAGCAGAGCUUAACAAGGACCAGCCUGAGGGAUACUUAGAACUGACCAAAGGAGAAUUUGAGGACAAUCUUGAACCCAAAGAACUGAUUAGAGACACCCAGUCUCAGGAAUUGUUCCAUGGUUUCCAGGAACAGUCUGUAGAUCAGGUGGUCUUCCAGGAACCAUCUACAGACGAGCUGGUCUUCCAGGAUCAGCUUGGAAAACAGCUGGACUUGCAGGGUCAGUCUAGAGAAGAAUUUGCAACCUUGAAGGAAAGACCUCAAGACAAACUGGAUCUUUCUGUUGAUUUGGAGAAAGCACAAAGUAAAUUAAUGGAUGGUUUACAGUUCCAGCCUAAAGAGCAAUCCUCGCCUACAGAGGCUGAUCGGACGCUUGUGAUGGAGAGUUCUUCAGACAUCCUUCAGACUAGCACUGAGAGGCCUUUCAACUUUGAAGUCACUUCCGAUGGGGCAAGUUUGAUGGAAACUUCCAUGGUCAAAACUCCCGAUGGCAUAGGCAGCAGCAUCGAGCCCGCUAGUCCCCACGGUUCCAUCAGCCCACAUAUUCCCGGAAGUCCGAGGUCUGUGGAAGGUUUUGUCACAUCUGUAGAAUUAAAUGCUCCAGAAGAAAGCUUUGGAACCAAUUUUGCCAUUAACCAGUCUCAAGAUUUGUUUGUUGGUGCUGUGGACCAGCCAUCUGGUCCAUUUAGUGUGUAUGUGAGCUCUUCCCCAGAACCAGCUAGCUUGGACCCCUCUCUUCAGACAACCAUGGAUAUUGUUAAUGUUUCUGAAGGAGUCGCCAAUGGACUGGUGGAUGAUGACAUUAAAGUAUCUCAACCAGAGGAUUUCUCUCCAGUAGAAAUUGUUCAUGCCCAAUCCACAGUGGAAGUUGUUGCUCCUCCAUCCCCUGUUGAUAACAGAGAGCCAGAAAUGCAGUUUACUAUUCCUGAGCAAAUGCAGGAACUUUCUUCUCCUGCACAGAUACCUGCAGAUCUCUCCCUGUCUUCGGACAUUACUUUUAUUCCCGAACCUGUAGUGGAGCCUGUGGCGGAGGUACCAGUUCCAGUUUACAUAGAGGGAAAUACCCCAGUUUCAGAGGGUGAAAUGGAAGAUCUUGAUAUCUCAACAGAGGAGAUAAAAACAGAAGAGAUAAUUUCUGCUAAAGAUCAAAUUCCUGAAAUUGAGAAACAUGAUGACUUAACAGAAGAUACAAAGAUAGAAGAAAUGGUUUGUAUAAGAGAUCAAAUUCCUGAAGUUGAGAAACAUGAUGACUUAACAGAAGAUACAAAGAUAGAAGAAAUGGUUAGUACAAGAGAUCAAAUUCCUGAAGUUGAAAUGGCAACAAUUUCAAAUACUGAUACUGUACCUGCAACCAAGGAUGAGACACGAGAACUCUCGGAAGUUGUAAAAGCUCCUGUUGAAUCUGAAAUGGAUGUUGAAAUAAAAUCAGAGACUGUGGUUUUAGAUAAAAAUGAAACUAUUACUACAAUUGACUCUGAAAUAAUUAAUGCUGCUACUGUGAAUGGCAUACUCGAUGAGUCACCAGCAGUCAAUGAUGUGGUCAUUUCUGCUGUUACUGAAACUGUACCUGUAGAUGUUACUCUUGCUGAUGGAGAAAAAGAAAGCGAGAUGCUGAAGGUUGAUGCUACUGUGGCAAAGUCAGACAAAACACCUGCUAAAGGUACUCCUGUCAAGAGUCCUUUCAAAUCUGGAAAAGCUACUCCAGGCCGAGCAGUACCAAGCAAAUCCACUCCAACUAGAAGUCCAUCAACAAGGACAGCAGAAAAGAAAUCCCCAGUUACUCGAACCACAGCUGUGCCAGGCAAGCCUGCAGUUGAGAAGAGCAGUACUAUUAAACCAGCAACAACAAAACCUGUGACCAAACCAGCUACGACCAAACCUACUCUGACAAAACCUACUAAUACAAGACUUGCCACAAGGCCCACUCCAAGGACUGCCACUGCAAGGCCACCGACAACUACACCACCACCACCUCCUAAGGCUAUGGAAAAGAGAAUCGCCAAGCCUUCUACCCCAACAGCACCAAGAGCUGCAUCAAGCAAGCCAAGUGCUGCUGCUGCAGCAGCAGCAGCAGCAACUGCAAGCAAGGUUACACCAGCACGUCCUACCCCAGCUGCCAGAACUAUGACCAAGAGGCCUGUCACUGCUCCUAGCAAGACUACAGAAAAACCAGAUGAUGGCACUGUUAGAAAAGCAGCACCACGACCGACUACUGCUCCUCGCACCACCACAGCCACCACCAACACCACCACCACUACAACUGCACGCAAGGCAGCGACUGCGUCUACCAAGUCAGCGGCUGAGAAGGAAACCAAAAAUACCACAAACCGAAUUCUUUCUACAUCAAGACCUGCCCCAAAACCUCUUGCCGGAACAACCAAACCCACCCCGAGCAAAACUUCAACAGCACGCACUACAUCAGUUACUAAUGCCAAGGCUACGAGUAAGGUUAAUGGAACUUCUACUUCCACCAGCAAACCUAAAACCACAUCUACCACAAGAUCAGCUACAGCAAAAUCUACUGGUGUUACAGCGAGGAGGACUGUGGUCAGCAAAACGAAAACUUCAGCCACAGGAGGAAAGGUAGAAUCUGUUAAAGCAGGAAAGGCAGAGGUUAUAGAAACUAUCCAACCUGUAGUCAAUGGAGAGAACAAGAUUGCUGAUGAAGAGACUAGCGUAGAGGUGAUUGAAAAAUGUGUUGUAGAGGACAUAAUGCAGGCCUCAACAGAGAAGGUCUUCACAGAAAGUUCACAUAUUAUGACCACUUCUGAACAAGUGGUGACCACGGAAACUACUGAGGUGAUAGUGAAUGGAGACCACUGAAAUAGUAACAAGAAAAUGCAGAGACUUUUAAAAUGUUAUUUUUGUUAUUUUUAACAUUUGCAUUUUCAGUCAUAGGGUCCAAGAGUGUCCAUUUUGCCUAGUUGAAGUUGUACUAGUCUGAUUUUUUCCCAAUGACAAUGAAUAGUCAGGCUCGUGGUGGAAAAUUAAGGAUAUGUUUGGAUCCUAGCUUGUGUAUAGUCACCUUACUGCUAAUGUUAGGAGCUGAUAUUCUUGCUUCACUAAUAAAUGUGUACAGUAUGUGAUUACAAAAAAUGGUAAGGAUUGUCUUAAAUAUGAUGAGCAAUAUUAUUAUGUUUUUCACUUUUAGCAAUGAUUGCCAUAAAAAUAUAUAGUAAACUUAUUUUGUAAAGAAUUCAAUAUUUUGCUCUGCCUAGGUGCAUUGAUGUCCGUAAUAUACAGGCGAGAGUUUCCACAUUACUGUAUAUGAUUAUAAUUGAAUAGCAUGGUAAAGUUUUGCAGAAAGAAAUAGCUUUAAAUUGAAGUAAUAAAAUUUGUAAAUAGCUGGCAGAUAUUCCUGAGGUGCUAGUUCUCCUGUGUUGCAUUCCGGUAUUACCACUGCUUGUGAACUUUACCCUCUGUGGAGCCCCCAACCACCCACCCACCCCAUGCUUGUAGUAAAGUCCAAUAAUGGCACCCAUAUAGUGUGUGCGUGCGUAUGAAUGUGCAUAUAUACAUUGUAUAUAUAUAUAUACACAUGUACAUGUGUGUAUACACAUGUACCUGUGUAUAUAUAUGCGUGUGUAUACACUACACGUGUAUAUAUACAUUUAAAUGUGUAUGUAUACAGGUACACAUGCAUAUAUACAUGCACACAUGUGCCUGCAUACAUAAACAUGUAUACACUAUAUAUAUACAUAAAUUUAUAUAAAUUUUUAAAUACCAGUGUGAAGCUUUGCGACUGGCUGGGAAAAUGGAUGUGAUCAUUGUGGACAAAAGGCAUCAAUAAAGUUGCUUCAGACGUUAAAAAGUGCCUUUUUCCCAAGACUUUUUCAUUCCAUAUUAUUGCUGGAAGAUAACUACAAAUUUGUCCCCAGGCAUUAUUUAUUUAAUUUGGCAUUUUUUAAACUUUUAUUAACAGGUUCACGUGAAAAUUUUAUUAGGUAUAUUAUAUGCAUUGUCAAAAAUGAGUAUUGUAUAUUUUGUUUGCUUCCUGUCAUACUAAAUGUCAUUGGUUUCGCACAAGCCUCUGUAAAGUGUACCGAUUAUUGUAUUCAAAUAAAGGUAAAUAUAUACA